CAAUAGCAUUUCAGUCUCCGAGGCAAACAAUACAAAAGGCUUUAACGGAAUCUGUGAACAACGCAGGCGUUAUACCAUUAGUUUCCCAGGUAUUCCAAGAGAUGCCAUCACUGUGCUUGUACAAAGAGCAUAGGAAAACGUUGACCUUUCUGUGCAUAACACUUUAUGAUACCGCUGUGAGCCUCUCAUCUAAUAAGCAUCAGAAUAACUUUAUGAAUCUCACUAAAACUUUAUUACAGUCGUUCAAGCCUCCAAGGCAACCAAACUAUCCAUUCUUGAAACCAGCUGUAUUAUCAAGACAAGAACUCCUGGAAGUUUGCAUUUAUCCGAAUUUAUAUCACCAUGAUAACGAUUUCCAUGGUGAAAACAACCAUAGUCUCCAAGGUGAUUGUUUCCAUGGUGAUUAUCUCAAUGGCGGUCAUAUCCAUGGUAGUCAUCUCCAUGGUACCAUGCGCCCUCGAAUCAACUUGCUUCUAAGUCUGCAGCUGUUAAAGAUUAUAUUGGAUACAUCGAUAAGUGGAACCACGAUUGCUAAAAGCAUUGAAAGAGACCAUAUAUUUCCAAUCAUGCUCUGUCUAGCUUCUUUCAUUAAUGAAAGCAUAGUAUUAUGGGAUGGCACUGUGGAAUGUGUAAACAGAGAAGAUGUUAAAGAACUGAGCAAGACACUCCUGCAAAUUCUAUGCAAGACUCUUAAUGAAAAAUGGAUGGAAAGUGACAAUGAAGGUAUACAGUGGUUGAUGUUUAAAGUGAGAUCUUUUCAUUGGUCAGUUGAAUUGUACCUGCGCUUCUUAUUGGCUGAUUAUUUAAGCAAUAAGGAUGCAGCAGCUCAGUUUUCUGUAUCACAUUUCUUAAACACAAAGUGGAACACCACCUACUUGAAAUUAGAUUGUCUGGAAAAUGUAUUGGCUUUUCUUCAGUGCUGUCAAAUAUCCCCUAUUAUUGCUGAGAUUCAACUCCAGAGUAUUCUCCACCAUGACACCAACGAUGGGUUGCUGGUAGCCCUGGUACGGGCACUAGUCCAGCUCUUACCUCAGUGUACACAGCCGGAGUGGUCCAAUAUAACAAAGAUUUUGGGAAAACUACUGGAGAGGAAGAAAAUCCAUGUGCCUCUUAGUGCUAAAUUCAUAUGUGCACUUCCACUGAUAGAUUUUAAAGAAUAUGCAGUUCAGCUAGGCAUUAGUUCACUCUUCUUAAUGAUCUUUGAACUGCUGGGGAGCAAGUCUUGCCCCUGGAGCCAUGCAACCGGUAUUUGGAAACAUACAGUGAAAUGCUAUGUUAAUGUAAUGAAGGAACUUCUGGGUAAUAUUCAAGAUUGCAGUUCUACCGAUCAAGCUAAAGGAUUUCUUAUUGGUCAGCUUUUCUGCCACAACCUAGAGGUCAUGGGUUACAUCCCUGAAUCCGUGAAAGGUCAACUGUUUGUUCUGACCCUAGAAAUUAUGUCAAUGCUAGAGGAAUUGACAGAGAAAACACUCAAAGAAAUAUUUUUCGCAACAAAGCAGGAUAGAAUAUUUCAAAAACUUGUUCUGCGUAUGACGGACGGCGACGACAAAAGUACCUUGCGGCAGAAACUAAAAACAAUAAAUAUAAUUUUAUAAUUUCAUACAUUCAUUACAUUCCAUUGGAUUUGCAGCUGUGCAAAUUACUUUUUCUAUCUCCCUUUCGUACAUAAACUGUCAAAUUAUAAUUAAAGAAAAUUGAUGUCUACAUGCUGUGAUAAACCUUUUGGAUUUUAUUACUUUGUUUAACUACUAUUGCAACACCAUGGGAUCACAGUUUAAUACGUACUUGCUUAUUGUAGACAAUUAAGAUGUUGCUGAAACAGGAACGAUAAUGGGAAAUAGUUAAUUUGAAUAUUUAUGUAUUAGUUUAUGAACAAAGGAUAGAGAAAAAAUUAGAUGUAAGACAGCAGUAUUUAAAUUUAACUUACAAAGACAAGUGUAAGAUUUUUCUUUUCAAUAAAAUAAUAUUUUAUCAUUAGGAUAAUAUUCAUAUUUUAUAUUAAAGGAUUAUGAAAUAUUUGUUUAACUAUUAUUGCAAGACCAUGGGUUCACAUUUUAAUACGUACAUGCUUAUUGUAGACAUUUAAGACGUUGCUGAUACAGAAAAUGAUAAUGGGAAGUAGUUAAUUUGAAAAUUUGUGUAUAAGUUUAUGAACAAAAGAUAGAGAAAAAAGUAAAUGUAAAAGACACAGCAGGAAUAUUUACUUACAAAGACAAGUGUAACAUUUUUCUUUUCAAUGAAAUCAUAUUUUAUCAUAAGGAUAAUAUUCAUAUCUAUACUACUAAAAUAAUGUUUUAUGUUUUUCUCUGUCCACCAAAUAUCUCUGAAAGUAUUUCAAGUACAAUUAUGAUUUUCAGAGAAGUUUAGGGUCAUACCCACAGGUAAUUUUGUUAGUUACAUCUGGUUACAUAUUAUGUAGAUACCGUAGCCUUAUAUUUAGUACAUGCAUUCACCAACUUGAUUUAAAAAAAGCAUCUCUCAUGCCCAACAGCAACUAGGCCAGCCUACUCUGUAGCCAAAUAAAUAAAAAUUGUGUUGGUCACGCCCGACUGACCCAAAUUUUACGAAAUUUAGGGUCGACAAUUUAGUUGUUUUUUUUUUUGUUUGUUUUUAUUUUACAACAAACAAUAUUUUGUAUGAGCAAAUAAGGCUGGAAUAAAAUGGCCAGGCCUUGAGGCCAAGGCCUAGCCUAUUUUGCUGGACGGUAUGCGAUGCGAAUCCAAAAUUGUUGUAUUUGUGUAUUUUCCACUUUUUAGGCGUAAACACAUUCUGGCUACCGACCUACCCAAUUUGGGGAUUUUCUCAAGACGUGGCUAACGUGGCUAACAAAAAAAAAAAGAAAAAUAAAUGAAUAAAUAAAUAUUGGCCUAAUGUAGGCCUUAUAUCAAACAAUUCCUAAUACGCACUAUUCAGCAAAGACUCAUCAUUUUCAAAGACCACCUGCAGAAAAAUUAUGACAAGGCAAACAUAACAUCCACAACGAUUGCCUGCUAACUUCCAAUAACAUCAACUAUAUACAUCGCCACCUUCCCCUACUCACUUAACACUGUGCGAAGCACAGGUGUAAUGCUAGUUAUUAUGUUAGUUAUUAUUAAAGCUAGUAAAAUAUUUGUGUAACUGUUAUUGCAUGACCAUGCUUAUUGUAGAUACUUAAAACAUUGCCAGAAACAGAAAAUGAUAAAGGCAAAUAGUUGAUUUGAAUACUUAUAAGUUUUUAUGAGCAAGGGAUAGACGAAAAAGUAAAUAUAAAAGGAACAGUAAUAUUUAACUUUAAUUUACAAAAACUUUUUUCUUUUCACUGAAAUUAAUAUUUUUAUCAUUAGUAUUAUAUUCUUAUUUUAUAUUAAAGGAUUGCAAAAUAUAUAUGAUACACAUUUUUUGUAAUACUUUUUAAUCUUUUACUUUUGUAUUUGAAUGUGCACCGUAUAUGUGUGGACUUGUUCAUACCUGAAGGCCAUAUGCUGGUCUUGGCCUGGGGAGGGGAGAGGUUCAUGCAAAAAUUCAGAAUGCAGAUUUUAUUACCCACUUAGUGGAACAAUCAUUUGAUGACAAGAUGAGACCUCCGAAAAGAUACCAAGAUUUCUUUAUAAAAAUAUUAUUUGUUAUUUUUACUUACCAACACUUGACACCCUAAUAUUGUAUAACAUUGGUAAAUUUUGUAUGCUGUCUUCUGGCGUAUGUAUGGUCAAAUUCAUCUACACCACAGCUACUUGGCAGUUUUUGUUAAUAUUUUGUAAUAUUUAAACAUUAUUUUUACAUGAUUGUGAAAUUAAAUGAAAUAUCAGACAG
Molecule: messenger RNA, 3789 nt
Organism: Anneissia japonica
Lineage: Eukaryota; Metazoa; Echinodermata; Crinoidea; Comatulida; Comatulidae
Product: gem-associated protein 4-like
Exons: 9
Coding region: 102-1595 (497 amino acids)
Biological process (GO): spliceosomal snRNP assembly; rRNA processing
Cellular component (GO): SMN complex
Source: RefSeq, a predicted model, not a curated record